AUGGAUACCAACAAAACAGUUUCAGAAGAUGCUACCCAAAACACAGAACAGCGGAGACUGUCCAUCAAUCGACUAAGCCUGCUGCUCAUGCUCCUGAUGGCAGCUGUUGCUUUCAUGUUCAUAUUUACCCUACUGAUGGGACUCCUCACAAAUUUACUUAUAACUCCCAAUCACACUCCAACCGUUCAGGUUGUCUUCCAAGGGGAGACUCAUUCCAAGAGUAGUCUCUCGGAUGUACUGGUGGAACCAAUGAAACGCCUAGUGACUGGUGCCAUGCACCUGAUGGGCUUCGAAAAAGAGCACAAAUCCAGACGGAAACGGGACCUUAACAACGACGAUGAUAACCGCAUUAAAAUGCUGGACGAUAAUCAAUUGGAUAGGAGUGAGGAAUCGGAGGAAAAUGUGGGUCAGGCUGACCUUGGAACGGGAAUCGAUGGAGCCCUGCAACGAUUGGUGCAGAAUAAUCAGAGCUUGAAAAUUGUUUUUGCUCCCCCUGAGAGAGAUGGGAAUAGAAACGAUAUAGUCAAAUCGUUCAGAAAAAGACGUAGAAGGAAGCGAAAUGCCGAGCAGGAUCAAAGCUUACGGGAGAAACGAUACGCCAAAGAGUAUGAGGAAUUAAAGAGCCAGUACAGUCGAUGUAAGAAGGAAGCUCCGAAUGAGCAGGAUUGCGAUAAAAUCUACGAGAAACUGAAGCGGUUGUCAAAGGAGAUCAAGCACAAUUUUAAAGAGAUGAGUAGUUUGAUCCAUGAAUUCAAGGGAAAAUAUGACAGUGAUUUGAAGGGCGAUCUGAGUGACAGUUUUCCGAAGAAAAAGGAAAAAAAGUUGGAAGAUAAACACUUAAGUUCAGAUUCGAUGGAAUCAGACGAGAGAGAUGGAAAAACGACGAAGAAAGAUAAGCCAUUGCCUACUAUGUUGGAUCAAGCAACAGAUAGCACGACGCUACAGGAUGAUCCGUUGACAACUACGCCUGCUGAGAUAAAAACGACUACUGAGAUUGGGAAUGUACCAGAGCCGUUCAACAUGCAGAAACACGCUCCAGUAGAGGAUGACUGCGUAAAAAACCUGGAUGACCUGCUGAAGAAACUUCCCGAGUUCAGAGGAGAUGAAGAUUUCGAUCAUAAUUGCAAUGAAACUUCGACGAAAACUCAAAACGGGAGUCUUGUUGGUCAACCUGAAAUCAGCAAAUUCAAUAUGCAAAACUUACAAUACAACCCCGAUGAACACCGGCCAAAAAUGGACGAGUGUAUCAAAAGCUUGGACGACCUAUUGGAGGCGAUUGAUCUGGAAAAUGGAGAUUUGAGGAAAUCAAAAAAAUGUAAUUCAACUACAACUACAACUGCGGCGCCAAGCGUGCAACGGUCAGCCGCCCACGAGGAAUUUGGUCGAGCACCAUAUCCAUUUCACGAAGAGUUCAGUGAUCAAUCCGCUCUCCCCGUAGAGGUGCAUGACUUCAUCAUGGCUCGAUCGCGCAACCGUGAACAAUUCAAUCAUGAUUUCCCGACAACCAUCGAGGCUCCAGAGUCUAGGGCUGCCAGUCAUAUGACUCAACAAACGGUUGCCGCCAGUGGACCAUUUCUGAAUCUUUGCGAUCAGCUACGAAGUCAGCAGAACCCUGGACCAAUCAAAACUCUCUCGAGCAACCAACAUCAUUUCCAAACACAGCAAUACGGGGGCCUCGGUCAACCUAGUAUUCCGGUUACAGGUGAAACGCUCAAGGCCUCAUCCCAAGUCAUGCUCAAUUCCGCAUACGGUGGCUUUUCUCCGAACCACUUCUGCUUCUACCAGGUUCCACCGACCUACGGAGCCAUGCGACCGGUCUAUGCGGGAGGCCACAACUACCCGUCAGGUGUCAUGAACGUACCCGUCAACAUUCAUAAUCUACCCGGAAGGAGAACGGCAGAUGAUUCGGAGCUACAAAACGCUCAACUGCUCUGUAGUCUGGUCGUACAAUCAACCACAGAGUCUUCCCUAGCAGGCAACGAAUCUUCUCUAUCAGAACCAAUCGUGGCUAGUGUUCGGGCUCGUGGCCACCACCGAAAGUGCCCACGGGGCAAGGUUCCCUGUGCCGACGGUGUCCAGUGCGUACGGAGUUCCCACGUGUGCGACACCCGAGUGGAUUGUUUCGAUGGAAGUGACGAGUCGCACUGUUCGUGUUUGUCACGGUUGGCAGCGAAACGGCGUUGCGAUGGUUACGUCGACUGUCCACUCGGUGAGGACGAAAUGGGUUGCUUCGGUUGCGAUAAGUUUUCGUUUUCAUGUUUCAAUACGGUCUUCGAGUACGAGGAGGCACAUCAUUCGCAGACGAAGUGUUUCACAUUGAUCGAAAAAUGUGAUGGCUUCGAUAAUUGUUUGAACCGGAAAGAUGAACAGGACUGUACGUUGUUGGUGCGGGAUUUGAGAAGUCCCCUGGCGUUCACGGUUGGCCAUUCAGUUGGGGUUCUGCAUCGAAACCAUAAGGGUAAGUGGUAUCCGGUUUGUCAUAGUCCUAUGCCGUUGGCGAAGGAAGCAUGUGAAUCGGAACUUGGACCACUGGCACGUGAUCCAUUGGUGGUGCAGCAUCACGGAGAUUUACCGGGGCCGUUCAUCCAGUCGAAUCCACGAAGUCGACACGUUUUCCAACCGGAGUUUACAGACACUUGUAAUGGAUUGAUCAACUACGUCAAGUGUCCCGCUCCGAAGUGUGGAUCGACAAAGCAGAAUGAAAUGCAAAGUGCUCGUAUCAAGAUUCGAGGUAAGCGCAACGCUUCCGAAAUGGUACAGAUCGUUGGAGGGAUGAAAGCCGAUCCGGGCGCUUAUCCGUUCAUUGUGGCAAUCUUCAGAGAUGGGAAGUUCCACUGCGGAAGUAGUAUAAUCAAUGAGCAUUGGGUCCUCACGGCAGCCCAUUGCUGCGACUUCUAUCACAAACACUACUACGAGCUGAGGGCCGGUCUUCUCCGCAGGCGCAGUUUUUCUCCUCACGUUCAAGUGUCCACGGUAACUCACGUUCUUGUUCACCACAAAUACAACCCGGAAAUGAUGAUGAACGACAUCAGUCUGAUGCACUCGGAUAGACCAUUCCAGUACAACCGAUGGGUAAGGCCCAUCUGCCUACCGGAGCGGCACAUGACUACCAAUGAUCGAGACUGGAUCUGGGGACCGAAACCAGGAACGCACUGUACGGCCGUCGGUUGGGGUGCACUCAGGGAACAUGGAGGAUCUCCGGACCAUUUGAUGCAUGUCACCGUACCGAUUCUGCCCUUCUGUAAGCACAAAAACGAUCAAGAUGGACUGGAGAUAUGCGCUGCCAAUGAAAGUGGAGGCCAUGACGCUUGUCAGGGCGAUUCGGGCGGACCGUUCGUCUGUGUGAGCAUUUCCAGUCCUCACGAGUGGUACCUGGCUGGCGUGGUGAGUCAUGGAGAGGGUUGCGCUAGAGCUAACGAACCUGGUGUGUACACCAGGGUAGCACUGUUCAUCGAAUGGAUUCAUAAGAAGACUCGUGAAGUAUUGCCGCCAUCUUCAACGCGACAGAAUUGUCCAGGUUUCCAGUGUUCGGUUGGAACUUCACUCUGCUUACCGAAGAAGAAACGAUGCAAUGGGGCGGUAGAUUGUCUAGGAGGCGAGGAUGAGCUGCACUGCUCAUUGGAUCAACUGCUGGCGGAGUCGAUUAGAGAGACUACUACUGUUGAAAUGCCAUCAAACAGCACUACUUCAAGUUCUACGUCAACGACUUCCACCACUGAACCUGCCAGUCAGAAAUUCGAUUUUCUUGCUGAAAAAAUUACACAGGACACGGAUCAUACAAGUACUCCGCCAACUUCCGUGACGAAUGAUUACGAAUCUAUGAGUACAAAAGAACAACCAAGCACUGAAACGGCGACCACAGUCUCCGGUACAACUCUUCAUCUAGCUGAUGAAAUGUUAACAGAGGCAAUAACUAUUACCAGUACUGGCUCGAAUUCCUCUGAACCAACUACAGAUAAAUCUAUUGCUACGCUUAACAGCAAUUCACAAUCUUCUUCCAUGAAUGAUGAGAAUGUGACUACUUUAAUAGAGAUUACUACGUCUAGUACUGAGCCAACGAUGGCUGAGUCUAGUACAUCGCUGGAGAUGGAAAUGACUACUAACAGUGCCUCACCGUCUUCUUCAUCUGAAGAAGAGAAUGCGACUACGACAACUGACAUAUUGACUGAAAUGUCAACAGAUAGUACUACUGCAGAUUCCAUUAAACCAAUGACAGUUGAAUCUAGUACUGCACGGGACUUGGAAACCACUGCUUACAGUACCUUACCAUCUUCCUCAUCGGAAGAAGAAAAUUCUACAGUAACCUAUAAUCCAAGUUCUAUCAGCAGCACAACAUUAUCCUUAAAAUCGUCCGAAGAAGAUGAUUCCAAUGAAAACACCACCUAUUCAACCACGGAAUCAUCAAUGCAAGAAACAUCUACAACAACUGAGCUCAACAUGAAUCACACUUCAACCGAACAGAUAUGGAUGCAAGUUAACGAAGCCAUUGCUAACUUGAAACCUCAAACACCAAGCCUGAAUCGUGAGAUCGAAGACUUCGUCCAACUGGAAGAAUCAGUUGAACUUACAACAUUUUAUGAUCUCCUAGCUACAACAACAACAACAACACAAACGACCUCAACGAAAGAUUUCGAACAUCUGGAAGAAUCCGUUGUACUUACAACACCUGAUGAUCUUGCUAUGAGAUCAACGACCUCAACCGAACCUAGUACUGAUGCCACUAGUACGACAACCACAGAUGCCACUCAAAUGCAUCCGGCAUCGGACACCACUCCACACGACAUGGAUCAAAGUGAAACGCAGCUCGAAUCUGUGACGAAGGACGUUGCUGCGGAGGAAGGGGAUCAGCAUCCAUUCCUGCGGGAAAUCCACGAACUCGUGGAACAGAAAAACAAACGGCUUAACGAGUUCCGCAUGUCGGUGCACUAUCUGCACACGUCGAUGAAGAACCAGUCGAUGAACGAAACUUACCGCUACAAGCGGUUCGUCUGUUCGAGAAUUCAUCAAUCGAUCAACAUUGCUCACCACUGCGAUCGAAUCAUCGACUGCGAGGACGGAACGGACGAGCUACGCUGCACGUGCAAGGACUACCUGAAGGACAAGUACGACUUUUUGAUCUGCGACGGCAAGACGGAUUGUUUGGAUUUGACGGAUGAGGAAGAUUGCUUUUCUUGCGAAGUCGGCCAGUAUCCCUGUCGGAUGAGUAAAGUUUGUAUCGAUGAGAAGAAGCUAUGCGAUACUAAUCCGGACUGCCCACUACACGAAGAUGAGCUUGACUGUCUUGCCCUUACCGACGGUCACAAAGUCUACUUCGAUGCGAAUAACCUUUCCGAGUUCAAAUACGAAGGAUUGGUCGCUCAAAGCACCAACGGAACGUGGAAUCUCAUCUGCGGAGCAGAAGUUAACAAUAAAUCUGUAGAAUCAAUUGGAAAGAUCUGCUCUUUCUUGGGAUUUGCUGGUCAUCGAAGCUACUACCAAACCGUCCUGGAGCCGUUGUACAACGAAACAAUAGACCUGGAGCGUCAACCGCUACUAAUCAAAUCCUACCGGAACAUUACCUCAGAGCCGAACUGCAAAGCGCUUCACAUCACCUGUAUGCCGUACAUAAAUGCCACCGAGCACGAAAUCAGCCACUUUGAAAAUCAACACAAGGAGCAACCGAUUCAGGUUAACAUCCAACCAAUCAAUCCACUCGCUGACAUCUUCUCCAAGACGCAUCUAACCUUCCACGAGAAUGCUCACAUUGAGUUCAUCGAAAACUUUGGUGAUGACUACGAUUGGCCGUGGAAUGCCGACAUCUACCUGGAGGGUGUGUUCCUGUGCAGUUCGAUCAUCAUCGAUGUGAACUGGAUCGUGGUCGAUAGCUCGUGCAUGAGAAUGAUCAAUCUAAAGCAUGACUUCAUUUCGGUGGUGGCCGGCGGGGCCAAAUCCUACCUGAAGAUAUCCGGACCCUACGAACAGGUGGUUCGAGUGGAUUGCUACCACUUCUUACCGGACGCACGGGUUGUGAUGCUGCAUCUGGAGAAGAAUUUGACGUUCACCCGCCAUGUCCUGCCGACGUUCAUUCCGCAGAAGAGCCAUGAAAUCGAGGAUAAUCAGUGCAUCGCGGUUGGACAAGACAAAUACGGUCGGACCAGAACUCUUAAAGUUCACAUGAAUAUGACGAAUUGUGGUGAUCCGACGAAGUUCAUCUGUUACCAGUUGGAUCCAGAUAAGGGAAUCUACAAUGCCGAUCACUGCUAUUCUGAAGAUGCCACCCGUUCGGGAGUUGUCGUUUGUAAGACCAAGCUAUCUGGAUGGUAUCCCGUCGGCUUCUACCAAAACAAACACGGUCUCUGCGGAUUCAACGAAGUCGUUAAGAUGAUCUCACUCAAGGAAUUCUACACCGACAUCCAACAUGUGCUGAGUCAUACACAGUGUGACUACGAGUUUCCUGCACCACUCUGUACUGGACUUCGGUGUCGAUACGGCAAAUGCAUUGGACAUUCGUUGGUUUGCGACAACAAACUGGACUGCGACGACGAUUCCGAUGAACGUCCGGAGGCGUGCAAUGCGAGAAACGAUACGUCGACUGCCUGCCUACCAACGCAAUUCCGCUGCGGAAACCACCAGUGCAUCGACAAGAACAAGUUCUGCAAUGGACGAAACGAUUGUGGAGAUCUGUCGGACGAACCACACGAGUGCUCAUGCUACACAUAUCUAAAGGCUACCGAUCCAGCGAAGAUCUGCGAUGGUGUUCGGAACUGUUGGGAUAAAACGGACGAAAAUCCUCGGCUUUGCAAGUGCCAGAAAACUAGCUUCCACUGUGGUGACAGUGGAACCUGUAUUCCGUAUGAUCAUGUUUGCGAUGGUGAGAUCGAUUGUCCGGGAGAGGAAGACGAACGCUUCUGCUACGCACUGCAGCAGAAUCCGGCGGAGACCAACUACGGCGAAGUGAUGCAGCAGAGCCACGGCAUCUGGCAUUCGAAGUGUUUCCCCAAAAACGAUAAGUACGACGAUCUAACGAUCAAGAAAAUGUGUGAGCUCGUCGGGUACCAUCGAGUGCAAAAAGUGUAUGGAAGAAAAAUGCUUCUGGAUUCACGGCUAAGGACGGCCAAACGGACACACGAUCCCGUCGAUAGGUUGCGAGGAUCAGCAACGAAAACCGUGGUGCUCAAUAAAUUUUCCAAAGUGGCGAUCAACGAGAAGCAGGCGUUCUAUAUGAAACCUAGUAGGCCAUUGUUCAAACUGGUCAACUGGGAUGCCGAAGACGAGCUGAAAUGCGAUCGACUGGAGAUCAACUGUGGAGACUGAUUU
Molecule: messenger RNA, 7296 nt
Organism: Ochlerotatus camptorhynchus
Lineage: Eukaryota; Metazoa; Arthropoda; Insecta; Diptera; Culicidae
Gene: ndl
Product: serine protease nudel
Exons: 15
Coding region: 1-7293 (2430 amino acids)
Biological process (GO): acrosome reaction; proteolysis
Molecular function (GO): protein binding; serine-type endopeptidase activity
Source: RefSeq, a predicted model, not a curated record